GCCACAGUUUAAAUGACACUGCCUCUGCCUCUUCGGACGAACAGGUCCUCCGGAGAGCACCAGCCACAGCAACUGUCCACCCUUGCAAAAGACAUUUUCAUCAUGGCAUAUAAAGCAGCACAUUUGGCCUUUAAGUCGCGUUGGCACAAGACAGAUGAAGAACUCUGUCGGCACAGUAUGUCCUUCAUCUUGCAUAAGGCAAUCCGAAAUGACUUCUUUCAGAGUUACCUUUAUCUGCUGGAAAAGCUUCCCCUGGUGAAACUUUACGCUUUGACAAGUCAAGUUAUCAAUGGGGAGAUGCAGUUCUACGCCAGGGCCAAACACUUCUACCGGGAGGUGCCAGCCACAGAAGAGGGCAUGAUGGGAGACUACAUUGAGCUCUCCAAUACAGACAUUGAAUCCUCCAGGGAGUUUCUCAGGAAGUUUGUUGGGGGUGUGGGGAAAGCUGGCACCAACCGUGCCCUGGACUGCGGCUCUGGCAUAGGUCGUAUCAGCAAACAUGUCCUGUUACCGGUUUUCAAGAGCGUGGAGCUAGUGGAUAUGAUGGAGAAUUUUCUGGCUGAGGUCCCGAACUACCUGCAGGACAAGGAGGACAGAGUAGAGAUGUAUUAUUGCAAAAGCCUCCAGGAAUUCACUCCAGCCCCGCAAAGAUAUGAUGUCAUCUGGAUUCAGUGGGUUUCAGGAUAUCUGACAGAUAAAGAUCUCCUGGAGUUUCUCAUCCGGUGCCAGAAUGGCUUGAAGGCUAAUGGUGUUAUCAUUCUCAAGGACAAUGUAGCCAGGGAGGGCUGUAUCCUGGAUUGUCUGGAUAGUAGUGUGAUCCGAGACCUGAACAUCCUCCACAGCCUCAUUGAAAUGAGCGGACUCACCAUCCUACGAGAGGAGAGGCAGGAGGGAUUCCCUGAGCAGUGUGUCCCUGUCUGGAUGUUGGCCAUGCAGAAAGGCCCUGGCCAUUCCUGAUUGCAUAGUGAGACUGGCAGAGACUGGACUAUGGAUGAACUGCAGGACUGGGCAGGAGAGAAGCAUCUAUUAGAAUCCUCCUAACCAUGCACUACUACUACUACAGCUCUAGGGCAGGCAUUCCCAAAGGGCUGGGAGAGAAUCACAAUUGAGCCAGCUUCUCCAGGGAAUAAAUAGUCUGCUUGUAAAUCCUGCCUGCUUCAUCAUUCUCUCCAUUUUUAAAAGCUUUUCUAACAGCUCCUUGUCAGAUCAACUCCUUUGGUUAAGGAGUCAAUACUGGACAAAACUCAACUAAUAGAAAAAUAAUUAGGUCCAAGGUUUCUGUAGUGGCUAAUACAUUUUGGAGUGUUCUGUA
Falco peregrinus (peregrine falcon) is the source of this 1312-nucleotide messenger RNA. It is a transcript of the gene NTMT2, whose product is annotated as N-terminal Xaa-Pro-Lys N-methyltransferase 2. Gene Ontology annotation, cellular component: cytoplasm. The coding region runs from base 13 to 957 and encodes 314 amino acids. The transcript has 4 exons. NCBI's taxonomy places the organism in Eukaryota, Metazoa, Chordata, Aves, Falconiformes, Falconidae. The record is from RefSeq and is a predicted model, not a curated record. Gene Ontology annotation, biological process: N-terminal protein amino acid methylation. Gene Ontology annotation, molecular function: N-terminal protein N-methyltransferase activity.